This is a messenger RNA of Galeopterus variegatus (Sunda flying lemur), 3091 nucleotides long. RefSeq names its product angiopoietin 2 (gene ANGPT2). NCBI's taxonomy places the organism in Eukaryota, Metazoa, Chordata, Mammalia, Dermoptera, Cynocephalidae. The transcript is spliced from 9 exons. Gene Ontology annotation, molecular function: receptor tyrosine kinase binding. Gene Ontology annotation, biological process: Tie signaling pathway; angiogenesis. The record is from RefSeq and is a predicted model, not a curated record. The coding region runs from base 464 to 1954 and encodes 496 amino acids.
GGACAGCAAGCAUUAGGCUCUGAUUUUUCCUGCUGCCUGGCUAGUGACCUCCCUACAGGAAGAUAACGGAUAAACCAGGGGGGCGGAGCAGCUCCCUACACAUGUCUGGCUUCUCUUAUCAACUUAUCAUAUAAGGAAAGGAAAGUGAUUGAUUUGGAUACUGACACUGUAGAAUCUGGGGAAAGAGAAACAUGAAAGCGGCUCUCUAAAGCUAAUACAGCCCUCCAAGUGAGCAGGACUAUUCUUCCCACUGCGAUCUGACAGUUGACUGUGUGCCUGGAGAGAAGACAGCAUUAAAAACCAAGUUUGCUACUGAAAAAGGAGGAAAAAGAAGACUUUCACUGAUGGACUUAGCCAUGCCAGCAUAGCCUUGAAUUUUCCACAGCAGUUUAGGACUCUGGACUCUUAUGUGCCUUGAGGUUUGCUAAACUGGUGGUUUAUUACUCAAAGAAAGAAAGAAAGAAUGUGGCAGAUUGUUUUCUUUACUUUGAGCUGUGAUCUUGUCUUGGCCGCAGCCUACAACAACUUUCGCAAAAGCAUGGACAGCAUAGGAAAAAAGCAGUAUCAGGUCCAGCAUGGGUCCUGCAGCUACACUUUCCUCCUGCCGGAGAUGGACAACUGUCGCUCUUCCUCCAGCUCCUACGUAUCCAAUGCUGUGCAGAGGGAUGCACCACUAGAUUACGAUGAUUCGGUGCAGAGGCUGCAAGCACUGGAGAGCAUCAUGGAGAACAACACUCAGUGGCUAAUGAAGCUUGAGAAUUACAUCCAGGACAACAUGAAGAAAGAGAUGGCGGAGAUGCAGCAGAAUGCAGUGCAGAACCAGACUGCUGUGAUGAUAGAAAUAGGAACCAGCCUGCUCAAUCAGACAGCAGAGCAAACACGGAAACUAACUGACGUGGAGGCCCAAGUAUUAAAUCAGACAACAAGGCUUGAACUUCAGCUUCUGGAACAUUCUCUUUCUACAAACAAAUUGGAAAAACAGAUUUUGGAUCAGACCAGUGAAAUAAACAAAUUGCAAGACAAGAACAGUUUCCUAGAAAAGAAAGUGCUAGAUAUGGAAGACAAGCACAUAGUUCAACUACAGUCCAUAAAAGAAGAGAAAGACCAGCUCCAGGUGUUAGUCUCCAAGCAAAACUCCAUCAUUGAAGAACUGGAAAAACAAUUAGUGACGUCCACAGUGAAUAAUUCAGUUCUUCAAAAGCAGCAUCAUGAUCUGAUGGAGACAGUUCGUAAUUUAGUGACUAUGAUAUCAACAUCAAACUCAGCUAAGAACUCCUUUGUUGCUAAAGAAGAACCAAUCAUUUUCAGAGACUGUGCUGAAGUAUUCAGAUCAGGACAUACCACUAAUGGCAUCUACACGUUAACAUUUCCUAAUUCUACAGAAGAGAUAAAGGCUUACUGCGACAUGGAAACUGGUGGAGGUGGGUGGACUGUUAUUCAGCGACGUGAAGAUGGCAGUGUUGAUUUUCAGAGGACUUGGAAAGAAUAUAAAGUGGGAUUUGGUAACCCUUCAGGAGAACACUGGCUGGGAAAUGAGUUUGUCUCACAACUGACUAAUCAGCAACGCUAUGUGCUUAAAAUACACCUUAAAGACUGGGAGGGAAAUGAGGCUUACUCAUUGUAUGAACAUUUCUGUCUCUCAAAUGAAGAACUCAAUUAUAGGAUUUAUCUUAAAGGACUCACAGGGACAGCCGGCAAAAUAAGCAGCAUAAGCCAACCAGGAAAUGACUUUAGUACAAAGGAUGCAGACAACGACAAAUGUAUUUGCAAGUGUUCACAAAUGCUAACAGGAGGCUGGUGGUUUGAUGCAUGUGGUCCUUCCAACUUGAACGGAAUGUACUACCCACAAAGGCAGAACACAAACAAGUUCAAUGGUAUUAAGUGGUACUACUGGAAAGGGUCAGGCUACUCACUCAAGGCCACCACCAUGAUGAUCAGACCAGCAGAUUUCUAAAUGUCUGUGUAUACUUGACAAAGAGCAUAUUGUACUAUUUUGAAAGAAUUAAUCCCACAGCACUGAAGACACUGCUGCACACUGUCUCUCCAUGUCAGACAGCAUGCUUUUGGGUGCCGACAGGGUCCAAAUGCUCUAGAUUAGAGACCUGUAAACUUCAUCAUUUUAACCUGCAUCACUUAAAGAACCAAAGCAAAACCCCAAACAAGCAACGAUCUGGCACUGAAAUCUGGCAGAACACCUAUGAGAAGGUGGAUUCAAGGUUGAGAGUUAGACUGACAAUUUACAGACUCUGCUGUCACAACCAAGAAUGUUAUGUGAGAGUUAAUCAGUAAAUAACUGGAAAACAGAACACUUAAAUAGUACAGAUAAUCUUGGACUGCAUUCCUUUAAGCACUGUUUAUAGAUUGUGUAAAUAUCCAUAUGUCCUGAAUUCAGCAUCACUAUCACAAUUAAAUGAAAGUAAAAAUUCUCUAAGCUAUAAAAAUAUAUUGUAUAUUCAGGGAUUUUCUGAGAAGUGGCUACUAGCAGUUUAAUAUUUGGAAAAACACAGUGCUUUGUUUUUUACUUUGCCUCUUAGGUGCUUUAAAUUUUAAUUUUGAAAAUAGCAUAUUUACAUAAAUAUUGACAGCUUAGUUUUAAGUCAACGCUCAAAUACAUAUUUCAAGAUUAUAUGAUGAAAAUUUCCAGGAUAUCUGAAAUUAUCAACAGACGUGUGCCAUUUUAGUUUAUAUGAAGAUUGUACUAUUUUUUUCUGCCCAGCUGUUAAAUAUGAAAGUAUUUUUAGUAAUUAAAUAUAACUUAUUAGGUGAGAUGACUACGUUCAACUUUUAUGGUAAUAUUUACAAUUUUACAGUUCACAUUUCAAUUCUGUUCUGAACAACGGAUUGUGCCUAACAAGGAAAAUUAUGAUUUUUAAUGAUGAAGAAAAUUAUACAUUUAUUUCCAUGACAAAGAAACUAUACUAUCUUCUCACUAUUCUAAUAGAGAUCUAUUUUCUCUUCUAGUACGAUAUAUUUUAGAGAAUGAGGCUACGAUUUAAUUUGUGGUUGAGAAAAACCUUCCAUUUAAGAUAUUUACAAAGCUGUACUUCUCAAGAUUCACCCCUAAAUUCAAAUUAAAAAGUAAUUUGCACUA